Carassius auratus (goldfish) is the source of this 814-nucleotide messenger RNA. Its product is annotated as histone H2A-like. Gene Ontology annotation, molecular function: protein heterodimerization activity; structural constituent of chromatin; DNA binding. The transcript has a single exon. The record is from RefSeq and is a predicted model, not a curated record. Bases 122 to 508 code for a protein of 128 amino acids. Lineage: Eukaryota; Metazoa; Chordata; Actinopteri; Cypriniformes; Cyprinidae. Gene Ontology annotation, cellular component: nucleosome.
UUUGAAAUUUAACAGACUCUAAACCAAUGAGCGACUCGCAAGCUCUUUUAAAGACAGUUGAGCGAGAAUCCUAUAUUCAUUGUUUCUGCAUCUCUAACGUAGAGCUGACUAUCUAUCAACAAUGAGCGGAAGAGGCAAAACCGGCGGCAAAGCGAGAGCCAAGGCCAAGACUCGCUCCUCCAGAGCAGGGCUGCAGUUCCCCGUCGGUCGUGUUCACAGACUUCUCCGCAAGGGGAACUACGCCGAGCGCGUCGGUGCCGGAGCUCCCGUCUAUCUGGCGGCUGUGCUCGAGUAUCUGACCGCUGAGAUCCUGGAGUUGGCUGGAAACGCCGCCAGAGACAACAAGAAGACCCGCAUCAUUCCCCGUCACCUGCAGCUGGCGGUGCGCAAUGAUGAGGAGCUCAACAAACUCCUGGGGCGAGUGACCAUCGCUCAGGGCGGCGUGCUGCCCAACAUCCAGGCCGUGCUGCUGCCCAAGAAGACCGAGAAACCCGCCAAAGCCAAGUAAACCGAGUCCGCUCUGUUUCUGAAACACAAAGGCUCUUUUAAGAGCCACCCAUUUUAUCAAUAGAAGAACGUUUUUCUGACAUACGAUUCGGUUCAUAGAGACGAUCGGUCAAUAAACAUAUGCAAGUAGAUUUGCACCACAUCAACUAAACUAGACAAUUGUACUUUAAGUACAACUAAUUAAAAACGUAAACACUUCAGACAGACAAACCAGAAUGGUCUUUAUUUGGUAAGAGUAAGCAAAAACUAUUUGCUGUGGUUACAUGUAUUAAACACAUGAAUACAUAGAAGACAAGAGAAAAAAUUG